GCAUCAUGACGGAGUAGGUCCAGCGCAAAGUUCAGCGACCGCAACAGAGAAGUGAAAGUGACAGGGACGAGUAAAGAAGGGAAAAAAAGCCACAAAACCACACAAGGGCUGUUUUUUUUAUUUUUAUCUCAAGGUGGAACAUAAAGGCAGAUCUGAAGAGGACAACUGAUGAGCUUCUUCCUGUUUUUGAAGGCUUAAGGCGUGCUUUAAAUGCGGCCGGUUUGGUAAGACUUGGGUCCGGUGACAGAUCUGCACAAACACCGCAAGACACGAAGCAGACAUGGAGAAUGGGAAGAGCCGCCUGCAGCAGACCCAGGAGCAAGUGGAGGAGGUGACGGUCAUCAUGAUGGACAACAUGAACAAAGCUGAUGAGAGAGCUGGGAAACUGAAAGACCUGGAGGACAGGGCCGAUGACCUGCUGCUAAAGAGUAAAACGUUUGAAAAGACCUCCAACAAGGUGAAGCAACAGAAGUUCUGGGACAACAAGAAGAUGAAAAUAAUAUUUAUUGCCAUUGGGGUCAUAGCAGCACUUGUCAUUGUCGGACUCAUAAUCUUUGCCAUCGUUGGACCGCAGUGAGGAAAACAGUCUCUUUUUGCAGAUGAAAGGAAAGUAAGAUAUUUGGACUGAUGGACAUGGUGUGAACGAAGAUUAAAAAAAAAAAAAAAAGUCCAGGAAAAGAGGAGUGCAAACUGCAGGACUGUCACAUCUCGCCUGAACUACUCAGUGUGUGAUAUAUAUAUAUAUUUUUUGUGCUUAGAUGUAUUUAUGGAAGAAUCAGUCUCACUUGUAUUCUGUUAAUUAUGGUACCACUGGUAGGUCAGCUGAUUCUGUUUUAAUACCUUUUACAGGUAAUUUCUCUCUCAUCAGCUAACAUUGAAAGAACAAAAUCAGCACAAAACAGAUUUAAACUGUUCCACAACAUUUAAUUGUGCCAUAUUUCUCUAUUAUUAACCACUACUCUUUUUGUUAGCCUGCCACUGAUCCUACAUUUUUAGCAAAUCUACAGAUUGCAAAAUUUUAAACAAAGGUCAUUUGAGUGAUGGAUGUCCAGAAGCACCACUCAACAAAAUACAAAAUUGUCAUUACCUGUGAAUAUGGGAUGCAAUAAUAUGUUGGCCAUUCAUUGGUGUUAGUAAAUAAGAUGGUAUUUCAGAAAUUUGUAUGUUUAAUUAACAUAUUUAUAUAUACAUAGUGAAGUUUUCUUUGUCCCUGAUACAAAAGAGGGGAUAAAUAACAAACACAUAAAGAGAAAAUAAUGUCAGUAUCAUCUGUCAGUCAAAUUGUCUUUUACAUAUCAAUAUCGUCCCAAAAUUUUGCAAUCUGUCCAGCUGUCCAAUCCCAGAAUUUGGCAUGUCAGGUAGAUCUCCAAGAGUCACUUCAGCAUGAGAGAAAAGCUGACCGAAAUUGGUAAAUGUAUAAAUACUUCAGCUUCAGAUCUGAAAGAAUGGAAUAUUUGUCCUGUAAAAUUUAAUGUUGUCAUAUUGUCUGCAUCAUUAAAAUGUGUUUUGAAAAACUU
Sphaeramia orbicularis (orbiculate cardinalfish) is the source of this 1517-nucleotide messenger RNA. RefSeq names its product vesicle-associated membrane protein 5 (gene vamp5). Gene Ontology annotation, cellular component: membrane. The record is from RefSeq and is a predicted model, not a curated record. NCBI's taxonomy places the organism in Eukaryota, Metazoa, Chordata, Actinopteri, Kurtiformes, Apogonidae. Bases 281 to 577 code for a protein of 98 amino acids. Gene Ontology annotation, biological process: vesicle-mediated transport. The transcript has 3 exons.